Messenger RNA from Anguilla anguilla (European eel), 1321 nucleotides. RefSeq names its product trace amine-associated receptor 13c-like. The transcript has a single exon. The record is from RefSeq and is a predicted model, not a curated record. Gene Ontology annotation, cellular component: membrane. Gene Ontology annotation, biological process: G protein-coupled receptor signaling pathway. Lineage: Eukaryota; Metazoa; Chordata; Actinopteri; Anguilliformes; Anguillidae. Bases 1 to 999 code for a protein of 332 amino acids. Gene Ontology annotation, molecular function: trace-amine receptor activity.
AUGAAUCUCACCGAAGUACAUCAAGAGGAAUCUUGUGUCUUUUCAAACUUUUCCUGUUUGGAAGCUUUAACAGCAGCUGAUGUGCUGCUGUAUGUGUCUGCGGCAGUAGUUGUGACACUGACAGUGUGUGGAAACCUGCUUGUGAUCAUCUCCAUCUGUCACUUCAAGCAGCUUCAGACACCAACUAAUUUCCUCCUACUGUCCCUGGCUAUGGCGGACUUUCUUGUUGGGGUAAUUGUGAUGCCCCUCUAUUUUACUAUGUUGAUAGACCCACAGAGGUGCUUUGAUACAAUGCCUUGCAAAAUCUUUAAUGUAGCAGAAUUGUAUCUUACUUGUAUAUCAAUUUAUAAUGUUGCUUUAAUUGCAGUGGACCGAUAUCUGGCUCUCUCCAACCCUUUUCACUACUCCAUGAAAAUGACAGUUAAUUUAACUUUGAGGAUAAUAGCCAUACUGUGGCUGUAUUCAUUAAUCUACAAUAUGUUGCUUCUUUAUUUCAAUGGAAAUAUUACUGACAUGAAAGCAAAUAUCACAUGUGGUGAGUGUACUGUUACAGUUAAUAAAGAAUGGUCCAUUAUUGACUUCCUAACUGUAUUUGUUUUACCAUGCUCAAUUAUUAUAUUCAUAUACCUGAACAUUUUUGCUAUUGCUAAAAAGCAUGCAAAUAAAAUUAGGAGUGUCAGAAACUGCCCAAAAGUAAAUAACAGUUCUAUGGCAUCUGAAAGGAAAGCAGCAAAAACCCUUGGAGUUCUAGUGGCAGUGUUCCUUCUGUGCUUAGUACCCUACUAUGUAAGUGCCUUCCUUAAUGUCUAUUUCAGGAAUAGAUCUGUGCAUGUUGCAGUUUCAGUUACAUUGACUCUAAUAUAUUUAAAUUCUUCCAUCAAUCCUAUUAUUUAUGCUCUGUUCUAUCCAUGGUUUCAGAGGUCUGUUAAACUCAUAUUAACACUUAAAAUAUGUGGCACAGAGUCUUCCAUCUUGAAUGUGCUUGAACGGGAAACAUAAUUUCCUAUGAAUGCUGUAAAACAGUUUUCUUCUUCCUUGUUUUUCUGUUGUCACAAAGCAUGUUUGUUCAGAUUUUUGUGACUUCUACCACUCCUACUGGUACAUCCACACAGAUUGUCCUGUGCUUGCAGUGCCAAAAAAACACCCAACAAAGCACUAAUUGCCCUUGUGUCAAUAUAACAAAUGUACAGUAAACUGUAAUGGCUUGAAAGUGAACACAUAGGAAUACCCCCUGGAACAUCAAAAAAUGUAAAAUUCACUGUAGGUAGUUUUUUUCUAAGGUUCCUUGGGUUUUUCAAACUUUGUGAGAAUGUUUUUCAUG